This is a messenger RNA of Hevea brasiliensis (rubber tree), 2262 nucleotides long. Its product is annotated as wall-associated receptor kinase-like 22. Gene Ontology annotation, cellular component: plasma membrane. Lineage: Eukaryota; Viridiplantae; Streptophyta; Magnoliopsida; Malpighiales; Euphorbiaceae. The record is from RefSeq and is a predicted model, not a curated record. Gene Ontology annotation, molecular function: polysaccharide binding; calcium ion binding; protein serine/threonine kinase activity. Gene Ontology annotation, biological process: cell surface receptor signaling pathway; protein phosphorylation.
GAUAUUAUUUAGCUGCUUCAACUCAAAAGGCUCUCAAGAGAAAGACCACAAAAAAGAGCAAAAAUGAGUGUGAAAUUAGUGUGUGGAGUCAGUUUCACUUUGGCGCUAAUGCUAACUAUUCAGUUGGCAAUAGCAAAGGCACCUAUUGCAAAGCCCAACUGUACAGACCAUUGCGGAAAUAUAAGAAUUCCGUACCCAUUCGGAAUGGGCAAUAGGGAUUGUUAUUUCAACGAAUCGUUUGAGAUUGAAUGCAAAGAAAGUAGAGCUUUUAUAAGUAAAAUCAAAAUGGAGCUCCUCAAUAUUUCUAUAGAAGGCUGGGCUAACGUCAAAAGUCCAAUCAUAUCCUCCAAUUGCUCCGACAGGAAGACCAAUCUGCCUUUCAAUUUGACGGGAAGUCCUUUCUUUAUUUCCGACGAGAACGUAUUCACUGCAGUAGGUUGCAACACCCGUGCUUUAAUGAUCGAUGAACCUCUCCAACGCCUUGGGUGUGAGUCCAAAUGCCUUGGCCAGAAGAAGGAUGUUGAUCGGCGACAAAUGCUUCCUAAUUUCAUGGAAGAGGUUUCUAGUGGUAAUUACUGGAUAGUGAACGAUUAUUGUAAUGGUACCGAUUGCUGUCAGGUUACAAUACCUUCAUCCCUUCAGGUUUUCGAUCCAAAAUUACAGGCCAUAGAUGAUAAUCAAAGCAAAAAUAGUUGCCAGCUGGCAUUCCUAGCAGGAACAUAUGGAGUAGAUUCCUGGAGAGAAAAGGAUCGCAAUGUCCAGUUUCCGAUGGUGCUAGAUUGGGUAAUCAAUUCUACCCUAAGGGAAGAUUAUCUAAGGACGAUGAAUUCCAGCCAAAGGAAAGGUGUUGUCCCGAAAACCUUUUAUUGCUACUACUACGGUUCUUCUUCUUCUUCUAAUAAGCCAAUAUUCCGUUGUUCUUGCAAACGUGGGUACGAGGGCAAUCCUUACCUUGAGUGCACAGAUAUUGAUGAAUGCAAAGAGCAAAAGCAUCAUUGCAAGGGAAUAACAAAAUGUGUGAAUACUUCGGGAUCAUUUAAAUGUGUACCUGAUGCAAAAUGGAUUAUAUUAUUGUGCGUAGGGGGGAUUAUUGGAGUAUUGGUAAUAGUCUUUGUUACUCGGAUAUUGUGCAAGCAUGUGAAGAAAAGAAGGAAAAUCGAACUCAGAAAAAAGUUCUUCAAAAGGAAUGGUGGGUUGCUAUUACAACAACCUUCAAGUGAUGGUAGUGUUCAGAAAACCAAAAUAUUUACAUCAAAGGAGUUGGAAAAAGCCACUGAUCAUUUCAAUGAUGACAGAAUACUUGGUCAAGGAGGUCAGGGUACAGUGUACAAGGGAAUGCUAGCAGAUGGAAGAAUUGUUGCUGUCAAAAUGUCCAAAUUAGUUGAUGAGGAAAAUCUACAAGAAUUUAUUAAUGAAGUUGUGAUUCUUUCUCAAAUCAAUCACAGGAAUAUUGUCAGCCUUUUGGGAUGCUGCUUGGAAACAGAAGUUCCCUUGCUAGUCUAUGAAUUCAUACCCAAUGGAUCUCUUUUUCAAUAUCUCCAUGACCAAAAUGAGGCGUCUUCAUUACCAUGGGAAAUGAGAGUACGGAUUGCGAGUGAAAUUCCUGCGGCACUUGCAUAUUUGCACUCAGCAGCUUCUACUCCAAUUUACCAUCGUGACAUUAAAUCUACAAAUAUACUCUUAGAUGAGAAACACAAAGCAAAAGUAUCCGAUUUUGGAACUUCAAGAUCAAUUGCGAUUGAUCAAACUCAUUUGACAACUCAUGUGCAUGGCACUUUUGGUUAUUUGAAUCCAGAGUACUUCCAAUCUAGCCAAUUUACAGAUAAGAGUGAUGUCUAUAGCUUUGGAGUAGUUCUAGUGGAGCUUUUAAGUGGACAAAAGCCAAUUUGUUCAAGUAGCUCACAAGAAACCAUGAGUCUUGCCACACAUUUCAUUCUUUUGAUGGAAGAGAACAGACUUCAUGACAUUGUUGAUGUGUGCAUUAUGGAGGAUUGUCAUGAAGAAGAAAUUGUUGCAGUAGCUAAUCUAGCUCUAAGAUGCUUAAAUUUGAAUGGAAAAAAACGACCUACAAUGAAAGAAGUUGCAUUAGAGUUGGAAAGGAUUCGACCAUCACCAAGUAAUAACUUACAUGUUCAACAAAAUACUGAAGAGACUGAAAAGACCAUGGCUGCUGAAGUAAUUAUAUUGCAGAUGGAUGAUGUUCCUACUUCAAUUACUUGUGAUUUUAACUGCUAAUGUUGAAGUUGUAAUAAUAGGUCUUUG